This is a messenger RNA of Bolinopsis microptera, 1890 nucleotides long. RefSeq names its product platelet-activating factor acetylhydrolase IB subunit beta-like. Gene Ontology annotation, biological process: mRNA splicing, via spliceosome. Gene Ontology annotation, molecular function: protein binding; U6 snRNA binding; U4 snRNA binding. Gene Ontology annotation, cellular component: U4/U6 x U5 tri-snRNP complex. The transcript has 10 exons. NCBI's taxonomy places the organism in Eukaryota, Metazoa, Ctenophora, Tentaculata, Lobata, Bolinopsidae. The coding region runs from base 87 to 1319 and encodes 410 amino acids. The record is from RefSeq and is a predicted model, not a curated record.
UAUAUAACAAAUAAUUUGAGCCCAGAAUGGUGAAAGAGCAGCGGCUAUUAAGACGAGAUUAGCCUCAAAUACAAAAAAACUUGAAUAUGGUGUUAAGCGCAAAACAUAAGGAUGAACUGAAUUGUGCUAUCGCAGAUUAUCUGAAAUCCUCUGGUUACAUUGAAGCUUACAAUCAUUUUGUCCAAGAAGCUGACUUGCCGUCAGAUAAAGCUAACGACAAGAAAUUUAAUGGUCUCCUCGAAAAGAAAUGGACUUCCGUGUUACGGCUACAGAAAAAGGUCAUGGACCUCGAGUCCAAAGUGACAGAAACUGUUAAGGAGUACGAAGGAGGGCCCACAAAGAGAGAAAGAUCGGCUGAUAACUGGAUACCUCGACCUCCCGAGAGAUACUGUCUUACUGGUCACAGAAUGCCAAUAUCAAGAGUUAUUUUCCAUCCAGUUUACAACGUGAUGGUCUCCGCAUCUGAGGACGGAUCAAUUAAGGUGUGGGAUUACGAGAGCGGUGAUUUUGAGCGUACCCUCAAGGGCCACACUGAUGCUGUGAACGACAUCUCAUUUGAGAGUUCUGGCAAGAUACUGGCAUCGUGUUCCUCAGAUCUCACUAUCCGACUUUGGGACUUUGUGGGGUUCGAGUGUAUUAAAACCAUGCACGGACAUGACCACACAGUGUCCUCCGUGCGGUUUGUCCCCACCGGAGACUUCCUGGUGAGUGCUAGCCGUGACAAGAGUAUCAAGGUUUGGGAGGUAUCCACUGGGUACUGUACUAAAACUCUCCUGGGUCACAGGGAGUGGGCCCGGGUUGCUGUGGUGUCUCCUGAUGGCAAACUCAUCGCAUCUGGUUCUAAUGAUCACACUAUAAGAAUCUGGGAGAUUGCAACGAAAGAAUGUAAAGCCGAGUUGCGAGACCAUGAUCACGUAGUCGAGUGUGUAGAUUGGGCCCCUGAUAACUGCACAGCUCACAUCAACGAAGCAAUACAAUCCGAAAAUCCUCGAGCCGCCAAAUCGGACGGGCCGUUCCUAGUUUCUGGGUCACGUGACAAGACGAUAAAAGUAUACGAUGUUAGCACUGGCAGCUGCAUUAUAUCUCUAAUCGGUCACGAUAAUUGGGUGAGACAAGCGAUCUUCCACCCGAAUGGCAAGAUGAUAGUGAGCUGUGCCGAUGACAAGACCAUCAGAGUGUGGGACUUCAAGAACAGGAGGAGCACGAAGACUAUCCACGCUCACGAACACUUCGUCACAUGCUUGGAUUUCCACAAGUCGGCUCCGUACGUCAUCACCGGAAGUGUCGAUCAACUCUGUAAAGUUUGGGAAUGUCGUUGAUUUUGAAUAUUACCAAUACGUUUCCACGGCGAUUGUAGCCAUGAGAACCGCUAUUUCGAACACGAGAUCUGCACGGGGUUUUACCAAGGUCACGCCUCCAGACUUUUGUAGGAUUUUUCUAUGACUCGCGGCGACGGAAAGGUGUUGUAGUGGUUUGCUUGGGACAUUUUUCUCUAAUACUAUCGUACAUCCCAACUCUUUCUUUUUGUGAUCAGAACGUGAAAAUGUUUUAAUGGGUUUUAUAACUUGUUUGGGCAGUUAUUAAUUUCUAUAACUUGAAAGUAAGUUUGGAGGAUGUUAGUUAAAGUAAGUUCAGUCGUGUUUGUAGUUACAGACUUUCGCAUAAUACCCUGUAACUCUUAUCUACUGAUCCAGCUGUUUUACUUUUAGUAUGUACUCUAAUUUAACGUCGAUUUUUAUUCGUCAUAUGAUUAAGUGUGAAAUUAUUAGGAUGCACAGUCGAUGUGGUUGCGAAAUUUGGUUCAAUUAGGUUGCUCAAAGAAAGAAUGCGGUCUGGUUUGGUAUGCUAUUGUUAAUUGUAGAGAUUCUUGACAUUUCCAUCAAAUUGAAA